Ahaetulla prasina is the source of this 3037-nucleotide messenger RNA. RefSeq names its product phosphatidylinositol glycan anchor biosynthesis class W (gene PIGW). Gene Ontology annotation, biological process: protein localization to plasma membrane; GPI anchor biosynthetic process. The record is from RefSeq and is a predicted model, not a curated record. Gene Ontology annotation, molecular function: glucosaminyl-phosphatidylinositol O-acyltransferase activity. Gene Ontology annotation, cellular component: membrane; endoplasmic reticulum. NCBI's taxonomy places the organism in Eukaryota, Metazoa, Chordata, Lepidosauria, Squamata, Colubridae. The transcript has 3 exons. The coding region runs from base 468 to 1979 and encodes 503 amino acids.
ACGUACAGAUCAUCAGAACAUAAAUUGGCGUUAUCAUUUUAGUUCUCUGGACUUUGAAUAGGAAACGAGCGUGCAUUGCUCAAACGGCGUGGUGAAUCAGGCCCUGCGGUUUAGUAGGAUAUUUGCUGAUGAAAAUGUCGCUAGGAAACGGAUUCCUUCUUUACUUUGUGUGUGUGUGUGUACGGUGCUGCAACAGCAGGAAGUUUAAAAUAGUCCGCAGCGGAAAGCAAAAAAAGAAAUUGUAUCCCAAGCUUUCAAACACAGUAUUCUUUUGAAAAGGCAAUUCUUCUAAGCUGCAUCAUUUGACCAACUCAAGUAUUGUGUGUUUUUUUUUAAAAGGAGUUGGUCUACCAGGUGACUCAUCAGACUGAGGAAUUUCUAAGGAAUCUGCUGGCCAGAAAAAAACAUGCUGAGAACAGCGAUGAAUCUUCCUUGAAUUAUCUGCUUAUGCAAAGAAAGAUUGAAAAAUGUCACAGCAGCUGGUAAAAGAAGCCUUUCUAAGUAACCUAAAUGGAACGACGUUAUUUGAAAUUUCUGUUAGCAUACCUGUUGCACCAUUAUGUAUUCUCACCAGAGGACUGCUCCUAAUUUUGUAUUUUCUCCAUAAUGGAAGACCUUUAUGCUCAAUGUAUGGUAAUUUUUUUCUAGACUUCACUGUUUUAAUCGUCCCUCUAGUACUUACCUGUACGAUUUUAGCUUCCAUACUCCCUUUUGUGAUCCUCUCCAUUAUGGCAUUCUGCACAGGCUUGAUUUUUGUCAUUUAUACUAAACGGACAAAUUAUGCCCAAGUGUCUCUUAAGCAAAUCUUAGAUGAUUUUCUGAGAACCAACUUGGACCCCGAAUACAUUCCCGCCAUAACCUCUCUUCGAGUGUUCAUCAAUUUAUGGACCUCCAUUAGCAUCCUGGCUGUAGACUUCCCACAGUAUCCCCGGAGAUAUGCCAAAACGGAGUCUUAUGGGACAGGAGUGAUGGACUUGGGAGUUGGAAUAUUUGUUUUUGGAAAUGGUGUGGUUUGUCCAGAAGUUCGGCUGAAACCUGGUGCAACCCAAAACAAAUUCUUUUAUCUCACAAGGCAGUUGUUGACGGUAUGGCCCCUCCUCCUCCUUGGCUUUGGACGACUAAUGAGUGUUAAAGCAGCUGACUAUUAUGAGCAUGUCACUGAGUAUGGUGUACACUGGAACUUUUUCUUCACUUUAGCUGCUAUACGAAUGGGUGCAUCGCUCCUUCUGACUGUAUUCCCCGUGCACAAAGCCUGGAUAGUCGCAGUAAUGUUAUCUGUGGUUUAUGAAUUCUUUCUUGAGAUUACGUCUCUGAAGAUGUUCAUUUUGCAUGGAAGCAAUGGGCAAGAUUCAAGGACUGGUUUUCUAAAUGCCAACAGAGAGGGCAUAUUUUCUGUCAUUGGUUACCUUGCUAUCUACAUGGCUAGUGUGCAAGUAGGUUUCUAUUUGUUAGGAAAAAGAACAACAGUAAGAGGGUGGCUUAAAAUAAUCUGCUACUUUUUACAGGCCAUUUUCCUCCUUUUUAUAUGUCUCUUCGUUGCUCAGAUGUACAUUGACACCGUGUCCCGACGAAUGGCAAACCUUUCUUUUUGUAUAUGGAUUGUUGCUAGCUGCUUGAUUGCAUUUAGUUCUUUUUUAGUGGUUGAUCUCAUUCUUGUAUUCAUAAAGCUGGUUGUUGGUGGGGCUGAUAUUCCUAGUAGUUGGAACAUUCUGCACUCAUCAACAUAUAAAAAAUCUGAUUUGGAAUUUCGGCACAGAAAAAACGAAUCUCAGAGUAUAUGUAUGAUCAAUGCUGUGAACAAAAACCAGCUUCUGCAUUUUUUGCUAGCCAAUGUUUUAACUGGUCUUGUAAAUAUGCACGUUGAUACAGUGCACAGCAGCACACUCUCUGCCAUGUUAAUUGUGCAUUUGUAUAUGUUUACAAACUGUUUAGUUAUGUAUAUGUUACAAGUAAAAAAUAUAAUUUUAAAAUGGUGGUAAUUUACAAAACUGCAGGACAUAUCUAGACAGUCCCCAGACAUGAACAUUGACUUGAAGGCACAAAAAUAUUGCCAAUAAAAAUGAUAAAAGCUGCAAUGCCUUUAUGUAAUAUUGGGUGUUUUUCCUUACGUUUGUGAUAUAUAUGCAUAGUAUAUAUAUUUUUAACUGGGAUAUUUAAUACCCCAUUUCUGAUUUUUAGAAAAUGGAAGGGAAUUAUUUUAAACAAAAUAAGACUUCUUGUCAAUAAUGUGAUAUGUUUACAAACUUUUAUGACAUUAUGAAAUAUAAAAACUAUUAUCACUCAAGUGGGUUGGGACAAUAUUUUUUGUAGGGGAUUAAAGCAUAAAAUUGAUAAUAACAAAGGCACCUGUUUUGAUUAUUAUUUUAGAAAAAUAUAUACUACAGUGGUGCAAUUGAAUAUGAGUGCUGGAGGAUCAGGUGUGGUUUGAAGGUUCCUUAUACCUGCUGUUUCUACUCAGCCCAACUGACAUAUAUAUUUAGGCUGGUUUUGGGCCCUCAAUUGAGAAUACGGAAGGUGAAUCAAAGUAUAAAAAUUAAAGGCGGCCGUUCUACUUAGGUUUCUGGAAAUGGAUUAACUACUACCUACAUUAGCUUAGUUGUAAUUUACUAUUCAUUGUAGAAAAUAAAUUGACAUUUGAAAUUAGAGAACAAGAAGAUAACCAAUAUUAUAAAAUAUGGGAUUUAUUUUAUCAAUGGUUAGAAGGAAAGAUAUGUUAGAAAAGAGUUAAAAAAGGUUGUUAAGAGAAACAAUUGAAUUAAAUUAGGAGAAUGGAAUGAACAAUGUUACUAGAUAAAGCACUAAUUUGGGGAAAUUAACAUGAAAUUAGAGCAUGAAAUGUUAUAACUAUUAUAACCAUGGUUUAAUUAAAAAUUGAUUAAGAGAUUUAGAUAAUGUAAGAUUAGAUGAAUGAAAGAUGUUUAUCUUGAAAUUGCACAAGAGAUAUGUAAACACCCCACCGACACACUGUAAUUGGACUGAAGGGGCUUUUAUAUUUGUUUGUUGUAAAAAAUAAAAAACUUUAAUUUAAAAAAAAAAA